AUGGCUUCUUCCCCUGCACCACGCGACGUUACCGUGGCUACCGACACAGACUCGUUUCGUUGUCGGGUGUGCCGCGGUAUCCACGCACUGCGCAAGUGUCCCCGGUUCAUCCAACACCAAAGAAGCGUUUCCGGGCAGUACUGGUUCCAACUGCCUGGCUCAUCAGCACUCAGGGGGCACUUGACGCAACGAUAUACCGUGCAUUGUGGCGAGGACCACCACACCAGCCACGUUCCAAGUGGCGGAUGGCGCGACACCGGCAUCCGUCGGCCCAUUCACCAACGCAUCAGUCCCGUGCCUAUCCCCGCUAUGACGCUGACAGUACUUCUCAAGGGCAAAGGAUUAGGCAUCUCUCACACCAGAGCGACCAAAAGAAAGCAAAAGUUAUUUGACUUAAGAAAAUCUAAGCAAUUAAGAUGUAAUACAUGUGUUUUUAAUAUGUCUGACGACCGAUUUGUCCAAUCAUUUUGGAUUGAUAAAGACACUUUUAAAAACAUAUUGGAGACAGUCAAGCCACAUUUAAAAGUAACGACACUGUCUCACUCUAUGCAAUUGACUUCUGUGUUGCGAUAUCCUGGAUGUUAUCAGUUCUCAAUCGCCAAGGACCACCAUAUAAAUAUAGGACGAAGCACAUUUGGGAAAAUUCUCCAUAUAUUUAUUCCGUUGCUGGACAGGCUUCUUUGUCAGGACACAAUUUGCCUUCAGAUGUCUAGCCAGCAAAUGCGGAAAUCUAGUGAAUACUUCUUUAGCAGACAUCAACUGCCAAGAAUAGUCGCCUGCGUGGAUGGAACUCAUAUAAAAAUAGUGAAACCUCUGUUUGUUUGUGCCUCUGUUUUUUUUAACAGAAAGGGCUAUUACAGCAUGAACGCCAUGGUUGUUUGCAACUAUAAUAUGGAGAUUAUCGCUAUUGAUGCGACGCACACCGGAUCCUGUCAUGAUUCUUUCAUUUGGAAUCAUUCAAGCGCCAGGGAAUAUUUGUCGAGAACAAUUAAUGAAUAUUUCGUUUUGGCAGAUUCUGGCUACGUACAGGAGAGUUUUGUGUUAACUCCCUACUGGAGCGCAGAGAUUGGGACGCAUCAGCAUCGAUUUAAUUUAAGAAAUGCUGCAGCCAGAAACAUAAUAGAACGAACAAUUGGUGUUCUUAAAAGCCGUUUCUAUUGUUUACAACGAUGCUUAAAUUAUCAGCCCAAUUUUUGCUGCCAAAUUGUUAACGUAUCCUGUGCUUUGCACAACAUAUGUAGAAGACGGAAUUUGUCAAUAAGUGACGACUUUCAAUUGGAGAAUAUUGAACAUGCUAUGAAUGAUAUGAAUAUAUGA
Messenger RNA from Drosophila nasuta, 1317 nucleotides. Its product is annotated as putative nuclease HARBI1. Lineage: Eukaryota; Metazoa; Arthropoda; Insecta; Diptera; Drosophilidae. The record is from RefSeq and is a predicted model, not a curated record.